This is a messenger RNA of Aphanomyces astaci, 510 nucleotides long. RefSeq lists its product as hypothetical. The transcript is spliced from 3 exons. The record is from RefSeq and is a predicted model, not a curated record. Bases 1 to 510 code for a protein of 169 amino acids. Lineage: Eukaryota; Oomycota; Saprolegniomycetes; Saprolegniales; Verrucalvaceae.
AUGGCACGGCCGCGUACUCUCACUAGCGAGGAGCGUCUUGACAUAUUGCGCUCGCUGGCGUUCUACAAAGGCGAAGGAGAUAAGCAGGGCUACAGGCGUGGGAAGAAGGCUGGCUCAUCCAGCUACCAUUUGUACAAGUCCAACGUGCUUGCUCGCGACUCGUACGUCACGCAUUACAAGCGCCACAACGACAGAUUAUUCGACCCCAGCGACGACCUGGAUAUUCAACGCAAGGAAAACCGCAAAGGGUGGCGGUACUGUUUCAUAGCUGGCAUUCUGGACUCGCCGGACAUGAAGUGCCAGGUGGUAGCCCUUGACAUCUUUCGUGGUGGCAAGUCGACGGCCAAGCAGCCCAAGGACUACCACGCUAUGUUCAAUCACGACUACUUUGUGAAGUGGUUUGCCAAGCUGCUUGCAGAGUUGGGUGAUAUGGGUGUGGCAAACGCGUACAUUUUGAUGGAUAAUGCCAAGUAUCACAAAGGCAGGCCUGUCGGAAAACCGACCAGCUAG